AUGGAUACUUCUCUAGGGUCGCAAGAUACCAGAACUGGGACAAGUUCUCCUUCUUCUGGGUGGUCGACAGUUAAAUUGCCAACUGCAGUUGGGACCGAAGUCACUGAAUCAAGACCAUCGUCAAGCCCGGUCGAGUCGCCAGCAAACGAUUCUAAGCCCUCAGAGAAUAUCCCAUUUCAUAUCCUUCAUAAGAAACAAAAAUGGCUACUUGUCUACCUUGUCUCACUAGCUGCCAUGUUUUCGCCACUGUCCUCCAACAUCUACUUCCCGGCCAUUGACACCAUUGCUACCGACCUUCACACCAACACGUCCCUCGUUGCUUUGACUGUUACCGUCUACAUGGUUGUCCAAGGAAUUGCCCCAUCAUUUUGGGGCCCGUGGUCAGACCUGUACGGUCGUCGUGUCAUCUUUAUCAGCACAGUGGCUGUAUACGUUGCUGCCAACCUGGCACUUGCUUUUACCGUCAACUACCCCAUGCUGCUUGUUCUCCGAGGCGUGCAAGCUGCGGGAAGUGCCGCUACCAUAAGUAUUGGCACAGGUGUUAUUUCCGAUAUUGCCGAACCCAGUGAGAGAGGCGGUUUUGUCGGAACGAAUAGCGGUAUCCGGAUGAUUGGUCAGGCCCUAGGACCUGUUCUCGGCGGUAUAUUGAAUGGUAUAUGGGGAUUCCGAAGCAUAUUUUGGUUUCUAUUCGCGUUGAGCGUUCUUGUUAUGGCGAUAUUGCUAGCUUGUUUACCGGAAACACAUCGCCAGAUAGCCGGUAAUGGAAGUAUUCCCUUACAGGGAGUCCACAAGCCUUUCAUGUACUGGUUGAUACCAACCCCGAAGGAAUGGACUGGAAAUCCCGCACCACCAGCUGCGCGAAAACCGUCGUCGGCGUCCUUCAAGUCUGUCCUCACACCGUUCAAACAACUUUUGGAAAAGGAUAUACUGGCUCUACUUGCAUGGGGGGCGUUGGUAUAUGCCGUUUGGAGCAUGGUCACAUCCUCAACAACCACAGUUCUCAAACGGGAAUUCCCUAGUCUUACAGAUGUAGAAUUGGGUCUCUGUUUCCUUCCGAAUGGAUUUGGUUGCGUCCUAGGCUCGAUUCUCACAGGCAAACUCAUGGACCACAAUUUUAGAAUAGUGGAAAAGCACUAUCGGCGGAAAUACCAAAUACCGGACGAUGUCAAAAUCAAGGGCGAUCAAUGUUUUCCAUACGAGCGGGCCCGCCUGUCACCCAUGCCUUACCUCUCCGGGGUGUUCAUUACCGUGACAGCCCUGUACGGGGCAAGCUACGAGCUAAACGACGUAAACAGGAAGGCAGUGGCCAAUCUGAUCAUCUCGCUAGUGCUCCAGUUUAUGGUCGCGUUCACGGCAACAGCCAUCUUCAGUAUCAAUUCAGCUAUGAUGGUGGAUUGCUUCCCAUCAAAAGGGGCCGGAGCGACGGCGGUCAACAACCUAGCAAGAUGCAGCCUUGGCGCGGUGGGUGUGAGUGUUGUGCAACCGAUGAUCAAUGCAAUCCGGAUUCGCAAUACCUUUGUUAUUCUCGCGGCUAUUGUUGCGCUGUGUAGCCCCCUGGUAUGGGUGGAGUGGAGGUGGGGAGAGAAGUGGAGGACUGAUAGGGAGAAGAGAAAGGAGAAGAGCAUGGAGCUUUAG
Molecule: messenger RNA, 1635 nt
Organism: Talaromyces rugulosus
Lineage: Eukaryota; Fungi; Ascomycota; Eurotiomycetes; Eurotiales; Trichocomaceae
Exons: 2
Coding region: 1-1635 (544 amino acids)
Biological process (GO): transmembrane transport
Molecular function (GO): transmembrane transporter activity
Source: RefSeq, a predicted model, not a curated record